Molecule: messenger RNA, 5085 nt
Organism: Rubroshorea leprosula
Lineage: Eukaryota; Viridiplantae; Streptophyta; Magnoliopsida; Malvales; Dipterocarpaceae
Source: the annotation of a GenBank genome assembly
UGAAACCAACCCUAAGCUCCUUGUUUCUCCGCUCUAAAGUUACAUUUUGGCGCCGUCUAUGGGAAUUCGCACUGAAAGCUCCCUUGUUGCUCUUAUCAUGGUUAAAACUAGGUCAGUCCGAGGUGGAAAUUCAUCUCAGCCUCUUGGACGAGGUCAGAUCCCCAGCAACUUUCCCCCUCAUCCCCCACCCCCAAUUCCGAAUACACUCCCGCAUGUUGACCAUGAAGAAGGAGGAGAUGAAAAUCAGCCACACAAUUCGGCUCACCACUCAGCCUUUACUGCUAACCAAGACGUAGUCGCAACUCAGCUCGCUACCAUGCAACAACAGUUUGGUGUCUUUCAGCUAGUGCUGGCUCAGCUAUUAGCCCGGAACAAUCCUGGCGAUCCACUCAUCAACCUACUUAAUCCUGUUCCACAACCCUCGCUCCACAACAAAAUCCUGAGCCAGUUCAGCAUGCUUCUGCUCUUAGAAAAGCUAGUGGCCGAACAGCGAGGUGCCCCACCCCCACAUCAUGCUGCUAACUCUAUACCCCAUCCCCUGAACACCAACAUUACAUUGGAACCCUACCCCGCUGGCUUCAGGAUACCACAACUCGAAACGUAUGAUGGGACGAAGGACCCCGAUGAUCAUCUCCAUGCUUUCUACUCUUGCAUGCAAGCCCAGAACGCCUCUGAUGCGUUGAUGUGCAAAAUCUUUCCCUCCACUCUCCGAGGUAAUGCACGAACCUGGUACUACAAUCUACCUCCGAGGCAGAGAGACGGAGAGUCUUUGAAGACUUUUAUGAGUAGAUUUAAUGAUGCAGUAUUAGAGGUUAAUUCCUUCGACCAGGCUGUGGGAAUUACAGCCGUAAUCUCAGGUCUCAGCCAUGAGAGAUUCAGGGAUAGCCUGCUUAAACAUCCGGCCACUACCUUCAGCGAGGUAAAUGAUAGAUCACUGAAAUUCAACACUGCUGAGGAAUAUGCCCUGUCGCAGAACCUAGCCCCUAUUAAGAACCAGCACCCGGACUGGAGGGAUGAGAAUCCGAACCGAAAGCGGUUGAAGACAACACAGAACCGAGGUCCGAUGCCGACUUCCACUCCGAGGUUCGGAAGGCCGAAUUCAGCACCUCCGCAACAACCUGCAGGUAAACCUCCUGUUACUUGGACUCCAUUUAACUUGCCGAGGUCGCAGAUCUUUAUGCAGAUUAAGAACAAGAUGGAUCUAAGGCGUCCUGGUCCGAUGAAAACUGCCCCUGCUAGCCGAGAUCAUACUAAAUAUUGUGAUUUCCAUCAAGAUCACGGUCAUACAACAGAGCAAUGCAACAGUUUGAGGUCCGAACUGGAAAGUCUUGCCCAGAAGGGAUUGUUAAAUGAGUACAUUCAGAGAACUGAACAGCCAAGGAUCAUACACAUGAUCACGGGAGGCCUAGAAGCCGGUGGUCUGAGUUCUAAGCAGCGAAAGUUGUAUGUCAGAGAGGUUAAGCAUCAGAACCGAGCUCAGAAGCGAAAGUUUGAUGAUGCUGAGUGGAAGAAUCAGCCCAUCACUUUCACAUCUGCUGAUCUCGAAACAGUUAUCACACCUCACAAUGACCCUCUAGUCACUUCUGUCAGGAUCAACAAUUGUGAGGUGCAGCGUGUCCUUGUUGACACCGGAAGCGCAUCAGACAUCAUGUAUUUCCACUGUUUUGAGAGUCUUGGACUAGACUCGGCAUUAUUGCAGAGGUAUGAUGGUCCCAUCUAUGGUUUCAAUAACCAGCCAGUUCCAGUUGAAGGUGUCCUAACCAUGAAUGUUGCAUUUGGGAGCGGCCGAACCUAUGUGACUCCUUCUGUCCGGUUUCUAGUGGUUAAGAUGGCGUCCUCCUUCAAUGUUGUUAUUGGCCGACCCACGCUGACUGAAAUCCGAGCCGUGGUUUCCCAGUCUCACCUCUGCAUGAAGUUCCCCACUCCCAUGGGAAUAGCAACACUGCGAGGAAACCAAGAGAUUUCUGACAAUCAGCAAGUCAUGGGAGUUGAGAUCAUAGAUAAUCGCCCAGAAGAUGAAACCAGAGCUGCCCCAGUUGAAGAUGUUGAAGAGGUGCAGAUUGAUGACAGAGAUCCGAGCCGAACAACGCAAAUUAGAACUAAGUUGAACCCAGAGGAACGAGCAGAGCUAAUAGCUUUCCUCCGGGCCAACAAAGAUGUUUUUGCAUGGACUUCAACAGAUAUGCCGGAAAUUCCCACUUCGGUUUCUCAACAUAAACUCAGCACCAAUCCACUCAAGAAACCAGUGGCUCAAAAGCGGCGCCUCUUCGGAGGGGAGAGGUUAAAUGUUAUUAAAGAAGAAGUCGAGAAGCUCCUACAAGCCGGUUUUGUCAGACGGGUAGAUUACUGUGAGUGGGUCGCCAAUCCGGUGCUGGUGAAAAAAGCAAACGGUAAAUGGCGAAUGUGCAUCGAUUACACUAACCUCAACGAUGCAUGUCUAAAGGACUGUUACCCAAUGCCAAACAUUGAUAAGCUGGUUGAGGCAGCUUUGGGAAAUGAGAGAUUGAGUCUCUUGGAUGCAUAUUCAGGAUAUCACCAAGUGCCAAUGGCUCCAGAAGACGAAGAGAAAACUUCGUCCUAUGCCGGCGAUGAAAUCUAUUGCUACGUGAUGAUGCCCUUCGGCUUGAAGAACGCGGGCGCCACUUACCAGAAGAUGGUUACCAUCGUAUUCCGAGCUCAAAUAGGCAGGAAUCUGGAAGUUUAUAUUGAUGACAUAGUGGUGAAGAGUUUGAAGGCUGAAAAUCACUUGACCGACCUCGAGGAAACAUUUAACAACCUCAGAAAGAAUAGAAUGAGAUUAAAUCCGGCAAAAUGUAUUUUCGGUGUGGAGUCGGGAAAGUUUCUAGACUUCAUGGUGUCCAGAAGGGGGAUUGAGGUCAACCCUGAGAAGAUCAAAGAAGUGGCCGAGAUGGAACCACCGAAGUCAGUGAAAGAUGUACAGAGGUUGACGGGGAGAGUAGCAGCCCUUCAUAGAUUCAUUUCGAAAUCCGCAGACAAGUGCCUGCCGUUCUUUAAGAUUAUGAGAUUGGCAGCUCAGAAGGAUGAAUCUGGCAAACAAAAGAAGUUUACAUGGAAUUCAGAAUGUCAAGAUGCAUUCGACGAGCUAAAGUCUUAUCUUAGCUCGCCUCCUUUGCUGACAAAGGCUGAGGAUGGAGAAAUCCUUUACUUGUACCUCGACAUAUCAAAUGAGGCUAUCAAUUCUGUGUUAGCAAGGGAAGAGGGAAAGCAACAGAAGCCAGUGUACUACAUCAGUAGCGUGUUGCAUGGAGCUGAAGUCAGAUAUUCCAUUGUUGAGAAAGCAGCCUUAGCAGUUGUCACUUCGGCCAGGAAAUUGAGACCGUAUUUCCAAUCACACCCAAUCAUAGUCCUCACAGACCAGCCCCUUAGACAAAUUUUGCAGAAGCCAGAAUGUUUGGGGAGAUUGAUCAAAUGGGCAGUUGAACUAGGAGAAUUCGAGAUCACAUUUCAGCAGAGGUCAGCAAUCCGAGCUCAGGCUCUCGCUGACUUCAUAGUGGAAUGCACCUCGGCUCACUCUGAUUCCCCGUCCGAGGUGGACAGCUGGAUUCUGUAUGUUGAUGGCACAUCAAGUAACAAAGGUUCUGGCGCUGGUGCAAUCCUACUUGGCCCAGAUGGGUACCGAAGUGAACACGCUUUAAAAUUUAAUUUUGACGCCACCAACAAUAUGGCCGAAUACGAAGCUCUGCUGCUCGGCUUACAGCUGGCGACAGAAUUGAAGGUUGCAGUGAUACAAAUAUACAGUGAUUCACAGCUAGUAGUCAAUCAGGUUAACUCAGUCUGUGAAGUGGUUGAUCCUAUUAUGACGAAGUAUGCAACUCUGGUGGCCGAACUGAAAUCCAAAUUCCAGAAAUUCCAUUUAAGCAAAAUACCUCGAGCUGAAAAUGAGCAAGUAGACUCUCUCUCCAAGUUUGCUUCCGAUGGCAACCAAAGCUCCAGGUCGGUCUUUGUAGAAAUUCUGGACGAGCCUAUCUUCUUGAAACCACAAAUGAUGGAGGUCAGCACAGAUCCUAGCUCAUCAAGCUGGACAGAUCCAAUCAUCUCGUUUCUGCGAGAUGGCACAGUGCCCGCGGAUAAACAAGAAGAGAUGAGGUUGAGGAAGAAGGCAUCUCGGUACACCCUUGUUAAUGAUGUUCUCUACAAGAGAUCUUUCUCACUCCCUCUGCUCCGCUGCCUCACCCCUUACGAGGCUGAAUACGCACUUCGGGAGGUGCAUGAAGGCGUCUGCGGAAGUCACGUAGAAGAGCUCACUACGUUGGUGGCACCUUGGCCAUUCACUCAAUGGGGUCUUGACCUUUUAGGCCCAUUUAUGAAGGGGGUACGAGGUGUAACCCACCUCAUUGUUGGUGUAGAUUAUUUCACAAAAUGGGUUGAAGUUCGGGCAUUAUCCAGUCUCACCUCCAAGAAGGUCGAAGACUUUGUUUUCAACUCAAUCAUCUGCAGAUAUGGGAUCCCGAAUCAGAUUGUGGCUGAUAAUGGAACUCAAUUUAACUGCACCUCUUUUCGAGAUUUCUGUUCCAGCUACGGGAUUAAACUGCAGUUCACCUCGGUUUAUCAUCCAGAGUCCAACGGCAUGGUCGAAUCUGUUAACAAAUGCAUUUUAGAAGGUGAAACACCCUAUCAUCUGGCCUUUGGUACCGAAGCAGUCAUUCCUAUCGAGAUAGGAGUUCCAAGCUUCAGAGUCACCCAUUUCGAUGAAGGACGAAAUGGACAACUGCUUCAGGAGAACCUUGAUCUGCUUGAUGACGUUAGAGAAGAAGCACGACUUCGAACUCUAGUCUACAAGAAAGCUGGUCUAAUGGGGUUCGAAACUCGAUUCGGCAAGUUGGCACCAAACUGGGAAGGCCCCUACACUGUUGCCGAAGUGCCGCACCAAGGUGCCUAUAUCCUACGGGACACUGAAGGCAACCGGGUUCCCAGAGUCUGGAAUGUCAAUAAUUUGAAGAAAUUUUACCCUUAAUGCAUCUCUUUCUAGUAAACUUUGUCUCAUUUUUAUAUUUGUUGUUAUUCUAUUUGCUCGAUGUGUGUCUGAACUCAAUUCAUUUAUCUCAAUAAUGGGUGUCACUUCAC